GCGCGCAUAGCUUGAUUACACAUAACGCUUGGGAACAAACCAAUUCAUCCAGCCGCGUCCAGAACCCGGCGGAUGUACCCGCUCCACCAGUCAGCAUUACCCGUAGCAUCCCUACCGGGAGCCUGGAAACAACACACCAGCCGCGUAGGGCGGGGUUCACAUCGCGCGUGACUCGUCAGCGCCGGUUGGUUUCCGGCCAGAGCCGCCAUCCGGCCGACUCGCGAGUUGGGGUGACUGGCAGCUGGCGGGGGUCGAAUAAAAGCGCCCGGGGCCACGGUCAGGUCGUCACUGAGCUCCAUGCGGCACGGCACCGGCACCAUGGCGGCUACUCUCACCCGUUUUCUGGCUCUGGCCCUGCUGGUCGCUGCGGCCUCGGCGCAGAUGGGCGGCCGGCGCGGGAUGCGGGGAGGACGUCCCCCUCGCCUUCCCAGCCCGGAGGAGCAGCUGGCCACCAUGAAGGAGGCUGGCUGUCUGCCGGAGGACUUCGUCGACCCGGACUUCAGCGAGUGUGAGAGCAAGAGACUGCCGCCCAUGAAGAUGGCGUGCAUCGCCACCGUUUCUGGCUUCUCCGGCAACUCUGGUUUCGACCAGGCUGCUGCCGAGGCAUUCAUCGACGCCCGCUCGUCUGAUGCUCAGUGGACCGCCCACCAGAAGGAGCUCCUCUCCAACUGCUCCUCGAUGCUCUCCGAAGAGCUGCCUGUCGAGAAGCAGGGCCUCUUCGUGCAGCUCUGCUGGAUUCAGCUGACCGUUGGCGAGUGUGCCGUCCAGCGUCUGACCGCUACCAUCGCGGAGGUGGACGCGGACAACGCCGAAGAAGUGGCCACCGGUGUUGCCACCAUGGCCGGCGGACACUGCUUCAAGAAGGGGCUCGAGUACCCCGCGGAAGCCACGCAGAUGUGGGAGAAUUGUGCGGCCGAAAGCGGUCUUGACGUCACCGUGCUGAUGGCGGCGGGAGCCUACUUCAAGAUGUUCAUCAUGGGUGACAACGGCCUGCCAGAACUGACUGCUGAUAACAUCACUGCUGUCGCCGAGGAGUUUGAGAAGAUUGAGGCAGUCAUCGACUGCUACGCCCUGGCCAGUGGCGAGGUGAGCAGCGACGGCACGAUCAACUAUGACACCAUCCUGGCCGGCAUCGAGGCGGCCGAGGGCAAGCAGCCCGUCAAGGAUGCUGCCAAGAAGAUUGUGGAGUAUUGCCAGGGUGAGAACCCGGAGGACAUCGGCGAGUUCUACGACUGCUUCGUGGAGGCCCAGCCGUACGCCUGUGUGGCUCUGAGGUCGUACGCCAUCAUCAGCGGUCCGGGUGGAAGGGGAGGUCGUCCCGGUGGUCGUCGUCCCGGCGGUCGUACCGGCGGUCGUCCCGGCGGUCGCAGGGGUCGUCGUGGUGGUCGUAAUGGUCGUUCCGUGGUUCUCCUUCCCUGAAUGAGGAGCCAGUCGACCUGACCUCGCGUCACAAGACCAACGUGGCCGUCUCCUUCAGACAAGGACCCGACACCAUUUGAAGACAACCAACUGCCUGCUACAGACCAUGGACUUGAAUUAGUGAUAUGCAUCUUCCUAUUUUUCUGUUAUUUUCACAUUUUGUGAUGUGUUGUCUUUUCCGUGCACUUACCCUGGAAUAGUCAUGGAUUUCUUGUUCUAAAAGAGCGUUGUGGUACAUCAAUCACCCUUGCAAGGAUUUACUUGUCCUUUCACGUACUUAUCAACUGUGAUAGAAUAUGCACUGAAAAAUACAGUUUUCAACAC
This is a messenger RNA of Amphibalanus amphitrite, 1743 nucleotides long. RefSeq lists its product as uncharacterized. NCBI's taxonomy places the organism in Eukaryota, Metazoa, Arthropoda, Thecostraca, Balanomorpha, Balanidae. Gene Ontology annotation, molecular function: odorant binding. Bases 298 to 1419 code for a protein of 373 amino acids. The record is from RefSeq and is a predicted model, not a curated record. The transcript has 3 exons.